Molecule: messenger RNA, 1693 nt
Organism: Hibiscus syriacus
Lineage: Eukaryota; Viridiplantae; Streptophyta; Magnoliopsida; Malvales; Malvaceae
Product: shewanella-like protein phosphatase 1
Exons: 9
Coding region: 53-1213 (386 amino acids)
Molecular function (GO): hydrolase activity
Source: RefSeq, a predicted model, not a curated record
UUUAUUUUCCUUUUCCAUUUUUCUUCACAAAAAAUUAAGCAGAGUCAGGGCAAUGGUUUCACUAUGCUUGAAUUCAUUGCCACUUCCAUCUUCUUCAUACCCCAAAAAGCUUACUGAAACGUGCUCUUCUUUUAGUAAUGGUUGUAUCGGAACUGCCUUGAAGCCCAUUGUUGUCAACGGAAAUCCUCCCACUUUUGUCUCUGCUCCUGGUCGCCGUAUCGUUGCAGUUGGAGAUCUACAUGGAGACCUUGACCAAGCAAGAUAUGCUCUUGAGAUGGCUGGUGUCUUGAGUUCGAACGGUGAAGACCUAUGGACGGGAGGAGAUGCGGUACUGAUUCAGCUAGGAGAUGUGCUUGAUCGGGGAGAUGAGGAAAUAGCUAUCUUAUCCUUGUUAAGAUCAUUAGAUAUACAAGCAAAGGCUAACGGUGGAGCUGUUUUCCAGGUCAAUGGAAACCAUGAAACUAUGAAUGUGGAAGGGGAUUUUAGAUAUGUCGAGUCUGGUGCUUUUGAUGAGUGCGCUGAUUUCCUGGAAUACAUGAAUGACUAUGAAUAUGACUGGGAUGAAGCAUUUGUUGGUUGGUGUGGCUUGUCAAGAAGAUGGAAAGAUGAACGGAAGAUUUCCAGAAACAAUUGGGGCCCAUGGAAUCUGGUAAAGAGACAAAAGGGGGUGAUUGCCAGAUCAGUUCUGUUAAGACCAGGUGGUCCACUAGCGUGUGAGUUGGCACAACAUGCUGUAGCUCUGAAGGUUAAUGACUGGAUUUUCUGUCAUGGUGGCCUCCUUCCUCACCAUGUUGCUUAUGGCAUAGAGAGGAUGAACAUGGAAGUAUCUCAGUGGAUGAGAGGUGUCAUUGAAGAGGAUAGUAGUCCUCACAUGCCAUUCAUAGCCACCAAAGGCUAUGAUAGUGUAGUUUGGAACCGCUUAUACUCUAGAGAUAUUUCAGACUUGAAUGAUUAUCAGAUUAACCAGAUAAAUGCUAUCCUUCAAGAGACACUGCAAGCAGUAGGAGCUAAGGCAAUGGUAGUUGGCCACACACCACAAUACUCAGGAGCAAAUUGUGAGUACAAUUGCAGUAUAUGGCGCAUUGACGUGGGAAUGUCCAGUGGAGUUCUUAAUUCCAGACCAGAGGUUUUAGAAAUAAGAGACGAUAAAGCAAGGGUAAUAACGAGCAAAAGGGACAAAUUCAGCGAGCUUCAGAUUGUUGAUUAUUUAUAACCAAGAGGAAGCAAAUAUUGAGGUAUGAGUGAUUAUUUUUCUUUCUGUUUCUAUGAUAAAAUGAGGUAUCAGUGGCAUUAGUCAGUAAGAGUGCUUUCUAUGUAAUAAUGUUUACAUUACAGGAUGCAUAUGGUUUCAACUUUCAACUACAGCUGGAGUUGUAUAAGUUGAUUGAAUCAUCAUCAAGAAAUAUGUUGAACUAGAAGAAGAAAAAGGCGGAUUUUAGUAAACCAAAAGAGAGAUUUCGAGUAAUAUUUCUGGCACGUGUAAGAUUUCGAUUUUAGCAUGUUGCUGAGAAGCUCAAGUUGAUUAUGGCACGUGGUUAGCUUUCAUGUCUGCCUAAUAAUUAUAUUUCUUUCCCCUCUUUUGUCCAAGUCCAACGUAAAGAAACAUAUGACAUGAUUGCUUGAUUUCGAGUAAUAUUUCUUAUUCUUGCAACUAUUUCAAUAGUGAAUUAGCCACGCUUAUAUAUUAGUCUAC